Messenger RNA from Cyprinodon tularosa, 1897 nucleotides. It is a transcript of the gene foxe1, whose product is annotated as forkhead box E1. NCBI's taxonomy places the organism in Eukaryota, Metazoa, Chordata, Actinopteri, Cyprinodontiformes, Cyprinodontidae. The coding region runs from base 350 to 1453 and encodes 367 amino acids. Gene Ontology annotation, molecular function: DNA-binding transcription factor activity, RNA polymerase II-specific; RNA polymerase II cis-regulatory region sequence-specific DNA binding. The transcript has a single exon. Gene Ontology annotation, biological process: anatomical structure morphogenesis; cell differentiation; regulation of transcription by RNA polymerase II. The record is from RefSeq and is a predicted model, not a curated record.
AACUAAGUGACUCAUUCUGUCUCACACCUUGAACACAGUAAAGCUUACAGCUCACUAACUGCAGCGGACAGCGAAGUGGGACAAAUAAAGAGACCAACUGAUCCUUAACUAAAGGAAUUUUCUACAAAGGGAAAAUUUAUUCUUCCAGGAGAAGAACUGCUGGACUUGGACUCAAAGACAGAAGUUUUUUUUUUUCAUUUAUUUAUUUUUAAUUUUUAUUUUACAUAUGUGUAGUUUUGACCUACUUAGUCCCAGAUCUAGUUUGGUUCCUUGUUCUUGAGGAAAUAACCCAAACACUUUGGAGAGCGUCUCAGGCUUCACUUGAUCAUUUGUUGUGAGGAUUUUGCCAAUGACAAUGCCGGUGGUCAAAGUGGAGAAAGAGUCUCCAGCAGACACCACGUUGCUUUCCUCCAACCCUUCGCCAAACACAGAGGAGCAGCAGCCCCGGGGCAGGAGGAGAAAGAGACCUCUUCAGAGGGGGAAACCGCCGUACAGCUACAUCGCACUCAUCUCCAUGGCAAUCGCCAACUCCCCUGACCGCAAGCUGACGCUUGGCGGGAUCUACAGAUUUAUCACAGAGCGGUUCCCCUUCUAUCGAGACAACUCAAAGAAGUGGCAGAACUCCAUCCGCCACAACCUGACAUUAAACGAUUGCUUCAUCAAGAUCCCUCGAGAGCCCGGCCGACCCGGAAAGGGCAACUACUGGGCGCUGGACCCCAACGCGGAGGAUAUGUUUGAGAGCGGCAGCUUUCUGAGGCGCAGGAAGAGGUUCAAACGCUGUGACCUCAGCACCUAUGCUUCGUAUGUCCACGACACACCAGUUUUCUCUCCUGUCCAGAUCGCCAGAUCCACUGGAUACACCAGUUCAGUCUACCCCAACAUGACCGUCAGCCCUGCGUACGGCCAGCAGCUGCCCUCUGCCUACUACCCCUCCUCAUCACCUCCAGGGUUUGCCCACGGUCAGACCCGCAUGUUCAGCAUCAAUAACAUCAUUGGACACCCAACCUCACCCAGCAUGCUGGCGGGUCAAGGCCCAGAGAUGAUGCAGCAGCCCAGCAGGAGCUUCAGUCCAGAGGGUCUGCCUAACGGGUCGUCUCCCUGCAGCCUGGGAACCCCAGGUUUCCAGAGUCAGCCCUGUGGGGGUGCAGUGCCGCCCCGCUCCUCUGCACACCCAGGGUUCACCUACUCUGGGCCAAACAGCCACGCACACCAUCACGCCCAUCAGGGCUCCUACGGACAGGCCCACAGCCAGGGGUACGUAGCAACAGGCCGGAUCCACUCCACAGCUCACGGCUCUGCAGACACAGUAGACCAUUACGGCAGAGUUUCCCCAGUACAGCUCGGCUCUUUCUCCCAGUACAACAGUACGGCGGGUGGUGUCACCAACACUGGGGGAUACCUGAGACACCCAUCGUACCACGGCAACAUGGACCGGUUUGUUUCUGCAAUCUGAGCUGCUGGAAACGUCCCAGUCCAAGCUCGGGCUCAUGGUGUAAAGAUCAUAACUUUAAAAGUGAAAUUUGAGCGCACAAACAGGACAGCACCGAACAGACUGCAAUGAUAAAUGUGAUUUUUUUUUUCUGCUAUUAUUUUAGACCGUGCUUCCAAACUGAUGGGAAGUUCAUCUUUAAGACAUUCUGUACAGGUUUGCUCAAAUGUACCUUUUUUUCCCUUCUUUUCUUGGUCACAAUGUGAAUGGAUAAGUUACAAGCCUAACCUACAUUUUUUUUUUUUUUCAUAUAAAUUAUUGUACUUCAUGGCUACUGGCUUCACACUAAUAAGCUUGUUUGCAGAGGAUUAAUUAGAAAGUUUGCAUGUUCUUUUUUUAAAGAAAAAAAAUUUUUGUUUGCUUUUUGUAAAUAAACGGAUAGAGCACUUUUUCUUCAUGGAAAAAAAA